Messenger RNA from Pseudonaja textilis, 2375 nucleotides. RefSeq names its product sprouty related EVH1 domain containing 1 (gene SPRED1). NCBI's taxonomy places the organism in Eukaryota, Metazoa, Chordata, Lepidosauria, Squamata, Elapidae. The record is from RefSeq and is a predicted model, not a curated record. Gene Ontology annotation, biological process: negative regulation of MAPK cascade; multicellular organism development. Gene Ontology annotation, molecular function: protein kinase binding. Gene Ontology annotation, cellular component: membrane.
GAGAUCGCCUUUGGCCUCCCGGCCUUGGCGGCGGAAGGAGCUUAAAGUCAACGCUUCCGCCCAGUUCUCCCGAAGGAGGGGGCUGGGGAAAGGGCCGCGGUUCCUUCUGGGGGUUGGGGCGCCGUGGUUAAAGUUGCUUUUCCUUCUGCUCCGGAGAGGGGACGAGAGUCCUGCUCUUUCGUCCGCUUGGCUUCUUCCUUCUCAACCACCAGCUGCUGGUGACGCAUCCGCCCUCCCUCGUCUCCGGGCUGCUUUAAAAUACACCCUCCCCCCCCUUCUUUUUUUUUCCACCUUCCCUCCUCCUUCCCUCUUCCUCUCGCUCCGGGCUGAAUUAGUUCCUCUCCCAGUGUGGCGUCUGCUUGCUCCCAGAGCUCGUUUCUUCUUCUUUUUUCGCGCGCUCUGCGAUUUGGGGCCGCCGGUUCCUGUUUGUGGAGUCUGGAGGAAUUUCGGUGACUCUCCUUUUCCUUUCUGGCAGCAAGAGAGGGAAGGGCAACGGCGGCGGAGGCCAGUGUGCGGAUGAAGGACCUGCUGCAGGAGCGGGCAAUGUGGGCUUCUGUCCGGGUGCAGCUGCAGCUCCACAAGGACCUUGGUCGGGAGCUGCGCUGCAGCUGAGCGAAGGGGCUCCGCUCGUCACCGCCGCCGCCGGGAUCGGCGACGGUCAACCUUUUCCAAGCGGGGGGAAAAAAAGAAAAAGCAGAAGCUGCGAUCUGUGCCGCUGACGCCCCCUCCACCCCCUUGCAAAAGCCAGUCUGAGUCUCCGGAGGAAGGCUGCUGUUUUAACACACACACACACACACACACACCACUCAAGGAUUGAGGCCAUUCUGGAGAAAGGGUGCGAAGGGGGGCUAGAUCUGGGGUUUAACAAUGGUGGGGCUUCUGGUGAGCUCCUGCUGCGCCCUGGCCGCAUCGGUGCUGCUCCAUCCCGGUUUGGGAUCUCGGUGAGGAAAAAAUGAACGAAGAGACGGCGAAUUCUAACCAAGAUAAUAGUUAUGCCCGUGUGCGAGCUGUGGUGAUGACCCGUGAUGACUCAAGUGGUGGAUGGUUACCACUUGCAGGGGGUGGACUAAGCUGCGUCACCAUUUUCAAAGUCAUUCACCAAGAAGAAAGUGGCUGUGCUGAUUUUCUUAUACAUGGGGAGCGUCUCAGGGAUAAAACGGUGGUUUUGGAGUGUAUGUUAAAGAAGGAGCUUAUUUACAAUAAGGUUACGCCAACUUUCCACCACUGGAAGAUUGAUGAAAAAAAAUUUGGCCUCACAUUUCAAAGUCCCGCUGAUGCAAGAGCAUUUGAUAGAGGAAUUCGUAGGGCUGUUGAAGAUAUAUCUCAAGGUUGUUUGACCUCACAUGAUGAAAUCGAAGUGCCUGCAGAUGGCUUUCCAGCAAUUCCAGAAAAUACAUCAAGUUUGCUAAUGAAAGAUCCGAUUUUCCAACAUGAAUCUCUAGCAAGCAAUGAUCCUCACAAAACCUUAUGCAUAAGACCCUCGGUCUUUGAAGAUUUGAACACCAGAAGAUUGUACUUCCACAACCAGCCAAACCAGAUACCCCAGAAACCAGUCAGGAGUGUCACUUUUCAGGACGAAGAAGAAAUUGUUCGGAUAAACCCUCGUGAUAUUCUAAUACGUCGCUAUGCAGACUAUCGGCAUCCUGAUAUGUGGAAAAAUGACUUGGAUAGGGAUGAAAUAGAUUCAUCGCUGCACUGCCCAAAAGCUGACCAUAAAAAAUUGGACUAUCUCUACCCAUCCGGAGAUGGACCUAAACUGAAUUCCCUAAAAGAUUCUAAGAGUUCUGUGGUACUCAAAACACAGCCUCCUUCUAUCAAAUUGAAAAAAUCCAAAAAAAGGAAAGAGGACGGCGAACGCUCUCGCUGCAUAUACUGUCAAGAGAGGUUUAACCAUGAAGAGAAUGGCCGGGGGAAGUGCCAAGAUGCUCCAGACCCGAUUAGAAGAUGCAUAUACCAAGUUAGCUGCAUGCUUUGUGCCGAGAGCAUGCUCUACCACUGCAUGUCAGACUCUGAAGGCGAUUUCUCUGACCCUUGCUCCUGUGACACAAGUGAUGACAAGUUUUGCCUGCGAUGGCUCGCCCUCAUCACUCUGUCCUUCAUUGCACCAUGUAUGUGCUGCUACCUCCCGCUGAGAGCGUGCCACCACUGUGGCGAAAUCUGUGGAUGCUGUGGAGGAAAACAUAAAGCUGCAGGAUGAAGCAGUCCGGUGCAGAAAUGGGCUGACAAGUCUUUAUUGCUGGGAAGUAUCUAAUUCAUGGAAGCACUUGGCAUGCAGAAGGGAACACCUACCCUGUAGGAAAGACCUCUUGUGGAAGAUGUGUCAGAACUGUGUCAUUUGACCAAUGCAAGCCAUGCCUAAUCUCCUUUUUAAGCAC